CUUCCGCUUCUAACAAUGCGACCGAAGAAAAGCAGGCUCCCACUUUAGCUGAAGUGGUUAGAAAGUUGGACACAGAAAAUCUUAUCGAAUUUUUGCGUGGGGAAGAAGACUUGCAACUUAACGAAACUCAUUUCGAAAUCUUACGCAAAGAGGAGAUCGCUGGUCGAGAUUUCCUCAAAUUGACCGAGGAAAAACUUCGUAGCUAUGGUAUGAAGGGUGGGCCUGCCUCAAGAAUUGUGGAAUUUGCCAAGGAGUCUGAGAGAAGUGUUAUUAAACUAUGGUAUGGUAUUGAAUCCAUCCCGCUAUUCACACUCCCGACCUAUGAGAUUCAAGACAAUGAUAAGCAUUUUACACAUUGCAUGGCUGAGAUCUUAGUCCGGCUGAGAGAUUACGGGUCAUUACUCGUCGAUAGUUUAGAAAGCAUGCGAAACGAAUACGUUGUGGCAUUACUCCACUCUGCCCUCCACAUCGUACGGGACGACACUCAAAAAGAGUUUAGUAUGAGACCGCAAUAUGAAAUUACGGGAGAAAAAAGUACAGGCCGAGUCGAUUACGCAAUCAAGGUAUUGGGUGUUAUCGUGGCUUUGUUAGAGGAUCGCGCUUGUGUGGGAAAGUCUCCUACCACUAAGAGAGCUAGGGUUGAGGGGUACCGCGCCAAAAAAAUGAUGUAA
This is a messenger RNA of Ambispora gerdemannii, 671 nucleotides long. Lineage: Eukaryota; Fungi; Glomeromycota; Glomeromycetes; Archaeosporales; Ambisporaceae. The record is from the annotation of a GenBank genome assembly.